This is a messenger RNA of Corylus avellana, 1218 nucleotides long. RefSeq lists its product as uncharacterized. NCBI's taxonomy places the organism in Eukaryota, Viridiplantae, Streptophyta, Magnoliopsida, Fagales, Betulaceae. The record is from RefSeq and is a predicted model, not a curated record.
UUCAAAAUAUCUGAAAAGAUAAAGAAGAAAAGCAAAAGCCACCCUCCACCUUUCCCUUCAUUUUUUCAAAUCCAACAACAAACAAGCUAGACCUUAUAUAGAAAUGUCCACUAUGUUCUUUAUGCCUCUUGUCCUCAUUCUAGUUUCCCAAACAUCAGAAUCAAAAAUCCCGUCAAAUGGGUUCUUGCAUUAGCAAAUGCAGAAACAAGAAAAAACAUUCCCUCAAGAAAAAUUCCCUAGAAGAAUCCAACAGUGUCCAAGACAAGCUUGUAAUCUCACAAGCUCCAAAAACCCCAAACAUUCCUCACUCGAACAAAAUUUCUCCUUCUCCUCCUUCUCCGACGACUUCAAUUUCUUCCACUUCUUCCCUCACAUGCACCACCAGUAAUGCCACGACGGUCUCAAGCUCGCUGUCAAGCACUGCAUCUUCGGAAAUCUUGGGCUCCAAAGAUAGAUCAUUCUCCAAUGAGUUCUUGUGGUCGUGCAUCAAGGAGAAUCCGCAUAUAAUACGUAUCAAUUCAAUCAAGGAAAAUGCUUUCCUGCUUGCGCCGGCGAAACCAAUGGCGGCGCCGGCGAAGCAAUCAAUCCCACCAAAGGUUGUUGGGUCCACACCGCAGAAGAGAGCCCGGUCAAGGUCCCCUGCCCCUCUAACGCGUCAGAAGAGUUUUAGGAGGGAACCGGAGUGGCCUAAUCCUCCAUAUUCUCUACCAAGUAGAACACUGAGGUCGCCAUCUCCAAGCCGGAGAUAUAAUGGUGAUAGAAGUGGGCCGAUUUCAACAAACGCAUCGGUGCUGGAAAGUCAUUCAAAGCGUGUGGUUGGAUCAUAUGUGAGGAAGGAAAAUAUUAGGCCAGCAAGUCCAAACAAUAUUGUUUCAAGUCGUCCACGGCCAUGUUUGAGGAAUAAGGAGACAUUCACUCAUCGAAUUGGUUCCAAAAUCGACGAAUUUGCUGUUGGAAAAGCUCUGUCUGACCAUGAAAUGAUCGACUCUGUUCCCAUGGAGGACAUUGAUAAUCCUCUCAUCUCCUUGGAUUGUUUUAUCUUCCUAUAGAAUUGAGUGUGUGUAUUGAUUUAUAGUGGUGUGCAUACUAUUCUUUUUUUUUUUUGGUCCUUUUAUUAUUUGUCUGCCUUAAUUCAUGAGCAGAGCAGGUUUGAAAAUCAUCAUCUGGAUUAAAUCCCAUUUUUCUGUGUUUAUCAUGGGAUUAUAUAUGUAAUUUUUC